GCCCGUCCUGGCAAGGCCGCGGAACCGCGCCGUUCGGAGCACUCCAGGCCGGUGGCCCCGGCGGGAUGCGAGACCGGCUCCUCCGAGAGAGGGCGACCCUCCGACGAUGCCUCCAACUCCGCAGGAGGGCCUCGCUGCCCGCGGACCGCGGCUGCUCCUUAAGAUGAGCCCUCCCUGGAACAAAUAAGGGGUUAACUGGCCAGUGCUUGCCCCGCCCCGCCGGAGGGAGCAGGGUUUGAAAGUUCCUGCGUGCCGCGGGCCAGGCGGAGGGGGGGUGGCGGGCCGCUAACUCUGUCCCGCACGGCUGCGGCUGCGGCGCGGCCCGGGGCUCGGCCGGCUUCCGAGUUGGGAAGGGAGGGACGCCUGGGGGCAGCGGCACAGCCCGGCCCGGCCCGCGGAGCCCUCCCCGGCGAGGAGCCCCGGCUGCCGCCGCCGCCUGCCUGCAGGCAGCACGCCCGGAGCGGGCCCGGGGAGGAGCCGGGGCCCGGGGCUGUCAUCCAGGGGGUGGCCCGUGGCGAGCGGGGCGCGGGGCGCGGAGGCGCGGGCGCCCAGGAGCGCGCAUGUAGCAGACGGGCGAGGCGGUUUAUGCAACCAGAUCCAGUGUCAGCACUGCCAGGGCUAUGCGAGACCGCGGCCAGGACAGCCUGGCCGGACUGGUGCUCUAUGUAGGACUCCUCUGGCACCCCGGGAUGCUGCACAGAACCAAGUACAGUCGCUUUCGGAACGAGUCCAUCACGUCCCUGGAUGAAGGCAGCCCCGGCGGUUCGGUGGGCAGCAAGGGCGCCCCGCAGCCUCCCUACCCCGCCCUGGCACCGCACCUGCCCCCCGAAGAUGCCACCUCGGCCACCCAGGAGAGCCCCACCCCGCUGUGCACCUUGAUCCCGCGCUUGGCCAGCGUGAAGCUGGCCAACCCAGCCACCUUGCUGAGUCUGAAAAACUUUUGCUUGGGUACCAAGGAGGUGCCCCGGCUGAAGCUCCAGGAAAGCCAGGACUCGGCUCCCAGCAGCCCGGCACCCGCCGAACCCAGUCCCAACCGAACCGGCGCUCUCAACAGAACUGCGCCUCUGCCGCAGCUGCCUGCGCAGGAGCUGGGGGGUGGCAGAGCUGCCUGCCUGACCCGGACACCGGAUGCCUGUCCCCUUCCCGGGGAGCCCACCCCGGGGAGCAGGCCAGACAGGUUCUUUCUGCAGCACCUGUUGGGGAUGGGCAUGAACUUCUACGUGCGGUACAUGGGCUGUAUUGAAGUGCUGCAAUCAAUGAGGUCACUGGAUUUUGGGAUGAGAACACAAGUUACAAGGGAAGCAAUAAGCCGCCUGUGUGAGGCUGUUCCUGGGGCAUCCGGAGCGGUUAAAAAACGAAAGCCUCCAGUUAAGUUCCAAUCAACAGUUCUUGGCAAAAGUAAUCUUCAGUUUUCGGGAAUGAACAUAAAACUGACCGUCUCAACAUGCAGUCUCACACUGAUGAGUCUUGAGAACCAACAGAUCAUUGCAAAUCAUCACAUGCAGUCUAUUUCAUUUGCCUCUGGAGGGGAUCCAGAUACCACAGACUAUGUUGCCUAUGUAGCUAAAGAUCCAGUUAACCAACGAGCCUGCCACAUAUUGGAAUGCCGCAAUGGAAUGGCCCAAGAUGUCAUAAGUACCAUUGGGCAAGCUUUUGAACUCCGGUUUAAACAGUAUUUGAAAAAUUCUUCUCUGAAUACAUCUUGUGAAAGUGAGGAAGUGCAUACUGAAGGCUCACAGGGUGAGGAGAGAGAAGAUCAUGAAUAUUACAAUGAAAUCCCAGGGAAACAGCCUCCCAUCGGUGGUGUUUCAGACAUGCGCAUUAAAGUUCAAGCCACAGAACAAAUGGCUUACUGCCCCAUCCGGUGUGAGAAGUUGUGCUAUUUGCCUGGAAAUGCCAAGUGCAGCAGUGUAUAUGAGAACUGCCUAGAACAAAGCAGAGCGGUAGAGACACCAGAAACCGUUCAGCCGGGUGCCCAAGCUCAGCCUGCCAGCUCACAUCCUUUGCCACAUAUUCAGCAGCAGCUGCGGAGUGAAGAGUGUUACCAUGGCAAGCUGAGCAGGAAGGCGGCAGAGAGCCUCUUGGUAAAGGAUGGAGACUUUCUGGUUCGAGAAAGUGCAACGUCCCCUGGCCAGUAUGUGCUGAGCGGGCUGCAGGGAGGCCAGGCCAAACAUCUUCUCCUGGUGGACCCCGAAGGCAAGGUAAGGACCAAGGACCACGUUUUUGAUAAUGUUGGCCAUCUUAUCCGCUAUCACAUGGAUAAUAGUCUGCCAAUCAUCUCUUCUGGAAGCGAAGUGAGCCUUAAGCAACCAGUAAGAAAAGGUAAUAAUCCAGGACUUAUGCAUCUGAGCAACUGACACCAUGGCUGUGCCAUCCUGCUGACAUUUCAAGAAAUGCCUUUUGGGAAAGGACACAAACGAUAGUUCCAGUUUGGUUUCUAGAUAAGAUAGAUCCCAGACUGUGAAGUGCAUCUUUCCAGGAUCCUCGUGGACUGGGUCUUUUAUAAAACAAAGAACUAACAGAAAUUCAUUUUCAGAAAGUGUACAUCAGAUUAGGGGGAUACGGAUUCAUCCAUGUGAAGAGAAGUUAAACAUAAGCACGGAUGUCACUUUUAUAAGGGCCAUAUUGCAUUGAUAACAAGCUAAAAAAGCACAAUUAAAAUUUUCUCAUGCUAAAGACAACUUGAGUGAACUGCCGGGGCAGUGGUAUGUGCCUUUUAACCUUUGGGGACAUUUUCAUAUUGGGGAAGAUUAGUUCUAAGUGUCUUCAUGUUCUAUAACUACAGAACCAUUUGCCAAAAAGUCUUCUCUUGUUACAAAAAUUAGAAGCAAUUUGCUUGAUAGUUAUUGGUUUUAGUACAUUUUCUGUUUAGUAGCAUGUUCACUGCAAUAUUAAAAUAAAGUUGAUAUUGAAUUCGGGCUAUGCCUGUGACGGUGGGCUCAGUGCCACUGAGAAUGUUGGUCUGUUUCAUGGAUCUGUCCAUUUGCUUGUUAAAGGAUUUAGGUACAAAUUCUUGACUUGGUGCUUCCCAAAGUUGGGUAUCCGGAUGUUCUGUAUGCAGCUUGUAACAUACUGAAGAAGCCAAAUGAAUCUGUCAUUUCUAAUCUCAUCUUAUUUAUCCUUCCUUCUCACUCUAUCACCCGCACCCUCACCCCUACCCCACUAUGAAUUUAAAAUCAGAGAAACCAUUGUCCUUCACAUUCAAUGUUCAGAUUGGUUUCAUUCUCAUUUAAGUGCAGAAUUUAUGUGGAAGUAUGGGGAGAGAUUCUAUUGACUAGCUCUGACUGAAUCUCAAUCCCUUGCCUACAUGUACCCUUAGCACCCUUUCCAGACAUUAUCAGAACAAAAAGCAGAAAUGAGAAAACAUAUCGAACAAAUCAGUUAGCACAGUUUGCCCCCAUGGUAAAUGGAAGCUUGGUAAAUGAAAAUUGGUCAUUAAAUGCAACAUAGAGAAAAGUGUUAGAUUGCGGCACAUCAGUGUGACCUUGGACAAGUUGCAGACCACUGUCUGGACCCCACUUUCCUUGUUUAUAAAAUAAGCAAACUAGGGGCUGGAGUGAUAGUACAGUAUGUAGAGUGUUUUCCUUGCAUGCUCAGACAGGUUCUGGGAAUCAUCCCAUAUGGUUCCCAGAGCACUGCCAGGAAUAAUUCCUUCGAACAGAUCCAGGGGUAACCCCACCCCUUAUUUUGAUGGGGCCCCCAAAUGAACAAAUAGACAAAAAACCCAAACAAACAACAACAACAACAACAAAACUCAAAGGGAAAAACAAGUAGGCUGGGCUAGAGGAAAUCAGAUCUAUUUUAGUCAUAACAUGGUAUAUCUCUAAAAACAAGUUCCCUGUUUGUUUGGGAUUAAUGUCUGUAUAAUUAAGGUGAAAAAUUCUAUUUCCCUACCCCCACUUUAGUCUAUAACUGUAUUCCAGAAUGAAUGGGACAUCUGAGAUCAGAUAUUGGAUGCCUAAAGCUUUUCAGUCAAAGCAUGGAUAUUUUGGAAAAGUAGAAGUAAUUACAGGAGAAGUGGGUUUGUGUGUUUUGAGUAGCACUAAAGGGUGUCAGUCCUUUACUUCACUUUCAUAUCGAGAUAUAGCCGUGAUUUGAGAAGGCUUUUGUUUGUUUUUCUGAAAUUAUUUGGACAGUUGCCUUAACUCCAUUUCAUUUUGGCUAAGUAGAUACAACUUACUGUUUGCAAUUUUGACAGAUUUGCUAGGAUUUAAAUAAAACAUGGGAGACUUCUUUGCAUAGAAAUCAUUGGAAAUCAAGCACAGUCAACUUUAAUAUUUUUAUGUAAAGGCUUAUGGCUCUAUUUUACUUCUAGUGUAUUUAAUUUCUUAGAUAUGUUUGUUUCCUUGUAUACAACUAGGAAAUAAUGCAUUUUUCCAUGAAUUUUUCAUAUGCCCUAAUUCUUGACUAUCUGCCCUCAUAAAGGGGAUUGCCUUGGGUAUAUAUAUCAUAGAUACUUAUGGUUAGAGACCGUGAUCAGAGACAGAACAGGACUGUGGUUUAGUCUCACUGAAUAAAAUGCUAAAUGGGUAGCAAACAAAGGGAUUCCUGUAAAAAUUGAAGCUGAGAGUAUUAAAAAUGUGAGAAGUACAUAUGGAUAAUCAGUAUUUGACUAUAAUGGUAUAAUAGUUGGGCAAAUACUGUGCUUCAAAAUAUUAUGAACACAAAACACAAUGAAGCAACAGCAGAAAAUUUGCUUGCAUGCUAUUUCAAUGACACACUUAUCUUUUGUCUUCAAGUGGAAAUUAAUUUGCUUAUAAAAAUCUGUAAAAACACUUUUCAAAAAAAUAAAUGAUUAUUGCUUUGUGACAAA
Molecule: messenger RNA, 4813 nt
Organism: Sorex araneus (European shrew)
Lineage: Eukaryota; Metazoa; Chordata; Mammalia; Eulipotyphla; Soricidae
Gene: SHC4
Product: SHC adaptor protein 4
Exons: 11
Coding region: 621-2357 (578 amino acids)
Biological process (GO): intracellular signal transduction; cell surface receptor protein tyrosine kinase signaling pathway
Cellular component (GO): plasma membrane
Molecular function (GO): receptor tyrosine kinase binding
Source: RefSeq, a predicted model, not a curated record